Messenger RNA from Sitodiplosis mosellana (orange wheat blossom midge), 3208 nucleotides. It is a transcript of the gene Rab8, whose product is annotated as ras-related protein Rab-8A. Gene Ontology annotation, cellular component: trans-Golgi network transport vesicle; plasma membrane; endosome. The record is from RefSeq and is a predicted model, not a curated record. Gene Ontology annotation, biological process: Golgi vesicle fusion to target membrane; cellular response to insulin stimulus; protein secretion. Lineage: Eukaryota; Metazoa; Arthropoda; Insecta; Diptera; Cecidomyiidae. The coding region runs from base 775 to 1401 and encodes 208 amino acids. Gene Ontology annotation, molecular function: GTPase activity; GTP binding. The transcript is spliced from 6 exons.
UCAUCGUACGAGCAUUAUGUGUUGUCACCGAAAAAGAAAACUAUUAUUGGCUUUUGAUUGGUUCAAAUCGAUUUGACAGACAGUGAACAAUUAAGUGAAUUUUUUAUACUUUUUUUUAAAGAAAAAUCUCGCCACAAUUUUGUAUUCCAAUACAUGCAGAAUGAACGGUAGCAUUAAAAUCUAGUAGUAGUGAUUCAAUUGCGGUUAAAAAAUCAUCAUUCAAAAUCGAUUUCUCGCAAGAACUUCGAAAAAAACAAAGUUCGAGCAACGUAUCAAACAUUUUUUUUUCGGUGAUUAGAGAAGAAAGGAAGAGAAAAAAAACGUAAGAAGAACGAAAAGUUAUAAAGCAAAGAACGUCGAAGACAAGGCAGUUGGAAAACGCACACUCCAUUCAAGAGUAUACAACAAAUCCAUAUAUACGUGUAGUUUACGCAUACAGUGAAGCGCAGAGAGUCGUUCAUUCGCCCAGUUGACGAAUUGUUGAAUUGUGUGCAUGUUCAUGCAUACACACAUCAGACGGGCAGGCAGGCAGGCAGGCACAACAUAUUUGAAUUUCAUCGUCAUACGCAUUCACAUUCGUUGUAUCCCGUUCGUAUUGGAAAGGAGUGACUGUGUGUGUCACUGAGUGAGAGAAAGAAAAAAUAUAGUCAUCAUCGUGUUUCGAAUUGAAAGUUCGUACAUCGGACGGCCCAACCAAUAGUGAGAUUGUUCGUACACGCAGAUACCACUGAACAUACAUCAUAAAUACAAACCAGUAUCGACGACAAAGACACAAUGGCAAAAACAUAUGAUUAUCUGUUCAAAUUGCUGUUAAUUGGUGAUUCUGGCGUUGGGAAAACUUGCAUCCUAUUCCGUUUCUCAGAAGAUGCGUUCAACACAACAUUUAUUUCGACCAUAGGUAUUGAUUUUAAAAUUAGAACGAUCGAAUUAGACGGCAAAAAAAUCAAGCUUCAAAUAUGGGAUACGGCCGGUCAAGAACGUUUCCGAACGAUAACCACAGCUUAUUAUCGUGGCGCGAUGGGUAUCAUGCUAGUAUAUGAUAUCACAGAUGAAAAAUCCUUCGAAAAUAUUAAGAACUGGAUUAGGAAUAUUGAAGAGAAUGCUUCGGCCGAUGUGGAAAAAAUGCUCUUAGGGAAUAAAUGUGAACUCAAUGAAAAGCGACAGGUAACAAAAGAGCGUGGUGAAAAAUUGGCUGUUGAAUAUGGCAUCAAAUUCGUAGAAACUUCGGCUAAAGCGAGUAUCAACGUUGAAGAGGCCUUCUUCACGCUUGCCAGCGACAUCAAAGCAAAAAUGGAAAAACGAAUGGAAACGAACAAUCCACCAAAAGGCGGCCAUCAACUGCGUGCCUCAGAACCAAAAAGGAAAGCCGACAGUUGGUUAUCACGAUGCAGUCUACUUUGACCUGGUUACAAUUAUAUUAUGUGUGUAUAAAUGAUUAUUACCCAGAAAAGUGAAGUAAAAACAAGAAAUCACAACACAAAAUUUCAUGAGAAAAUCCAUCAGAAUUGUAAUGAUAAAAAGAAAAAAAUUAUCUUAAACAAAUUGAAAAAGUGAAAUGGAAACUGAGAAUUAUUAUUUAAUGGAUAUUUGUAAAACAGAUUGAAUAAAACACAAAAAAAAACUUAUAACUAAUAUAGCGAAUAGUUUUGGUGGUGAGACGUAGAGAAGUGCAUAUUAAAAAUUGUCUGUAGUUCCAUAAAAAGGAGUGUCCGAAUUCCAAACUUAAUUGCUCGUGGAAGGCUGGUCCCCUUUUUUUUGCAAUUUCGUAAAGUCAAUAUGUUGUGAUCCGUUGUUGCCCGCGCAGUCAAUAGAAACAUAAAAUGAUAAACUGCUCUGCUUUUCGCCAUUGAAAUUAUGCAUAAUUUAAAUGAGGAUGUUGUAGAAAACGUUAUAAUCGAAAUUAUUAGCGCAUCACAUUGCAUAGAUUUUACCAUAAAAAUGCCAACAAUUUGUAAUAUUUCUUUGCCGUAAAUUUGACCAACCAACACAUUUCUAUAGUAAAUUUGUAUAAGAGUGAGAAGCAGCAAAGGCUAAAGCUAAAAGUCCAAGCAGACAAAUAUUUGGUGUGAAUUUGUUUAAGACCAUAUACCUAUCGAAAUGGUAAAUCAUAUAUGUUCCGAUUGUGAUGAUUUCCACUUUUCUGAUCACCAUGACACAUUCGCUACAUAGAAUAACGAGCCAAAAUCAUUUUUGUUCGCCAAACGUUUAAACACAUUUUCGAGAGAGGAAAAAGAAGAUGAUGCUGACAGUUUUCUUUUUUAUUUUUCAAUGUUUGUAAUAGUACCAAGAACGUCAAUGUUGCCCAGUGGUAGCCGAUAAAUAUGUGGUUGUUGAUAGCUGUAAGUCGGUAGAUCAAUAAGAUCAUCAAAUAGAAACGAUAAGAAGAAGAAGCACAUUCGCAGCAUUUGUUCCUAACUCUAAGUUUUCCAAUGGGGUCAUCAUGUUCCGGCAUUACUGAGUUCAAAACUCAAAUUCAUUUCGACAGAUUACAAAAUAUACCAAACAACGAACUAAAACAACAUAUAAAUAAAUGCUCAUCUUAUUUUCUUACUCACAUAACCACACAUACACGGAUAUUUGUAGCUUAAACGAAUAAUCGAACCGAUCAAUCGAUUUGAUUUGAUUUGAUUUGAUAUAUAUGCAUGUCAGUAAAGCCGUUUCAAAUAUGCAUCGUGAAUCAAUCAGCUUUAAAAUAACUGUAUACUUCUGAUUUCAAUCCAGGUAUUCAUUUGACAGUGGUCAUACAAUGAUAUAGCUAUUUUUAUAGCCCAUUUCCUCUCGCCCUCCCAAACUAUCAUAAAAAUGCCUAUCGUUCACACGAUAUUAAAUACGAAUUGUAUGUAUUGGACCGGAAACAAAAUCUAACUUAUCUUGAAAAAACAAAACUCUUUCUACUGUAUUUCUACGUGUAUGUAAAUGAUAUAAACCAAUAAAAAUUGUUUAUUACAAUUGAGAAAACAUUUUUACGGAACAUGUAUAGAAUUCAUUCAGGUUUGAAAUUGAGCAAUAGUUACGAGCAACACAGUGCUUUAUCGAGAGAAAAAAAAGAAGAAAUAAAUCAAUGAAAACAAAUAUGCAGACCGAUAACAAUUUGUAGCGCAAACAAUUCUCACAGCAACAACAACAAAAUCACAAUGCAUUUUUGUACAAGUGUAUUUAAUAUUUUUUUAAUUAAAAUGGCAAAAUGUCAAUUACAAAAAUGGGUGAA